Molecule: messenger RNA, 1281 nt
Organism: Aspergillus wentii DTO 134E9
Lineage: Eukaryota; Fungi; Ascomycota; Eurotiomycetes; Eurotiales; Aspergillaceae
Exons: 1
Coding region: 220-1068 (282 amino acids)
Source: RefSeq, a predicted model, not a curated record
UGACAAUUUAGAACCGGCGCCACUGGCUAUGUUGGCGGUGACUUUUUGUAUGUCCUCGCACAGGCUCAUCCAGACUGGAAUAUUUCAGUCUUGGUGAGAAACGUGGGCAAAGCAGCCAUCCUAUCCAAAGAGUACCAGAAAGUCCGCAUCGUCAAUGGCGACCUCGACUCGGCAGAGGUCAUCGAAGAAGAGGUCAAGAAUGCCGAUAUUGUUUUCCGUAUGUCCACCCCAAACUGCAUACUUAUAUGUACUGACAUUAUAGAAAUCGCGGACUGCGACCAUGUCGGCGCCGCAAAAGCCAUCGCCAAAGGAGCUGCCCAUCAUACUUCUGACCGACCAUGCUGGGUGAUUCACGCAUCAGGUACGGCCAGCUUUAUCUUCGAAGACACACGAGAGAAGACGUACGGGACUGAGCGGACAAAGGAAUACAAUGAUUGGGAUGGACUGGAUGAGCUGUUUAACCUUCCUGACGAUGCAUUCCAUAUCGACGUGGAGAGGACCAUUAUCGCAGCUGGUCGAGUCGAUCCGCAGCGUAUCAAGACGGCCAUCGUUUCUCCUCCGACUGUGUAUGGACCUGGUCGUGGCCCUACCAAACAGACCAGCAUCCAGGCAUACUUCCUUGCUAAAGCCGUCCUCCAACGAAAGAAGGGAAUAAUAAUCGGCGAAGGCAAGAAUGUUUGGAGCCAAGUCCACGUCCAGGACCUCAGCGAUCUCUUGCUCUCCCUCGCCGAAGCAGCUGCCGCAGGGGGUGGAAAUGCGACCUGGAACGAUGAGGGGUACUAUCUCUCCGAGAAUGGAUGGUACGUCUGGGGUGAUAUCGAAAGAGCCAUUGCCCAGGCCGCAUAUGAGAAGAAGUAUAUCCCAACUACCGAGCUCACGCCGUUUAGCGAGGAUGAGGAGUUGGGAGACACGCUUGGAUAUGGACUGCUCAUGUGGGGAUCAAAUAGUAGAGGGACUUCGAUUAGGGCGAAGAAACUGCUUGAAUGGAAUCCCACGCGACCGAGUAUGCUGGAGGAGAUUCCAGGCAUUGUUGAAGGGGAGGCGAGGGCGUUGGGGUUGGCUGAGUAGUUAUAGUGGGAGAAUUACUCAGCAGAACAGCAGCCGGAGGAAUAUUCAUGAGGGCAAGGAUGCGGACAACUAAGCAGAGGGGUGACAUUUGAUUGGUGGGGAUCUGCGUUAUGGAGUCUUCAAGAGAGGGGUAAUAUAGCGUGAGAAGAUAUCUUUGGCCAGGAUGGAGUAGUCGGGGCAGCUUGUGUAACGUGAGAAUCCUAUAUAAAAUAC